Molecule: messenger RNA, 5037 nt
Organism: Ceratitis capitata (Mediterranean fruit fly)
Lineage: Eukaryota; Metazoa; Arthropoda; Insecta; Diptera; Tephritidae
Exons: 15
Coding region: 300-4694 (1464 amino acids)
Cellular component (GO): cytoskeleton
Source: RefSeq, a predicted model, not a curated record
AUAAAAAGUUGAAAACAUAAUAAUAAUAAAGUUCUAAGAACACAUAUAUAUCUGCUCAUAUGUAUAUAUGAAAAUGUGCUAUACAUUUAUAGAGUUAAGUAUAUAAUUAAGUGUAAAAAACAAUUUUGCUAAAAGUCAAUAAACGCAUGUGAAUGUGUGUGUAGAGCUUAAAAGCAACAUUAAAAUAACCGUUAAUCAAACGUGUUCAUUUAAUGCCAAUUUAACAACAAAUGCCUGCUGUGCAUAUGCUUCCCAAGUGUUUUUGUAUAAAAUAGCAGCGGACUAGCAGCAGCAGCAAAAUGAAUUGCCUCUGCCGACCAUCGCGGAUUAUGUCCGUGCGCAUCAAUCUGCUGGACGAAACGGAUUUUAUACACGAGGUGAAGGACGAUUUGCCGGGCCAAGCAUUGUUGGAUGUUGUUUUCGCCAGACUUAAUUUAAUCGAAACUUCAUAUUUUGGCAUACGCUAUAUCGACGAAGAGAACCAGACGCAUUGGCUGGAUCCAGCUUCUCGUAUAUCACGACAACUGAAACCCAAAUCAGAUCCGUAUGAUUUGUAUUUUGGUGUUAAAUUCUAUGCUGCAGAUCCAUGUAAAUUACUCGAAGAAAUCACAAGGUAUCAACUGUUUCUACAAGUGAAACAAGAUGUAUUACAAGGCAGAUUGCCUGUGGCUUUCGAAUUGGCGGCAGAGUUGGGCGCAUUCGUUGUACAAUCUGAAUUGGGAGAUUACGACCAACGACGCCACUCCAAAGGUUAUGUGUCCGAGUUUCGUUUGCUGCCGAAUCAGAGCAGCGAACUGGAAACACGUGUCGCCGAGCUACAUCAGCAAUUAAUGGGCAUGUCACCAGCGACAGCGGAGCUAAAUUAUUUAGACAAAGUCAAAUGGCAUGAUAUGUAUGGUGUGGAUUUGCAUCCGGUGUUGGGCGAGGACAGCGUGGAGUAUUUUCUGGGUUUGACGCCAAGUGGCAUUGUGGUGUUGCGGAAUAAGACGACGGUGGCUCAUUACUAUUGGCCGCGUAUUGCCAAAGUUUACUACAAAGGACGCUAUUUCAUGCUGCGGAUAAGCGAUAAAAAUAAUGAUCUCAGUACAUACGGUUUUGAGACGCCACGUAAAUCUGCGUGCAAACACUUGUGGCGCUGCUGUGUGGAGCAUCACGCUUUCUUUCGCAUGGUUCGUAUUGCGCCGCUGCCCAAUUCACAAUCAAAUAAUUCGGAUUUAUUUCAACUCGGUUCACGCUUGCGUUACAGCAGUCGUUCGGAGAAGCAGCCAUCGGCCAAGGAUGGCUUCAACUUGGGCCGCAUACAGCCGGCAUUUACACGUGUCCCCUCGAAACGCCAGCCAAGACGCGUGAUUGAUGACUUUUUGAAUGGUAGUAAAAGCGCCAGCAACACCCUGAAAAACGGCAAAGGAGUAGUCGGUCAUGGAAAUGGCACCAGCGUCACUGAUGGCAACGGCAGCGUUUAUCAUAAUGUCAGCGGCGGUGGCGGCGGUGUGGGAAUGCAAACGUCUAACAUGUUGCCAAACAACUACGAGAGUCCCUACCGUUCCACCUACAGCAUACCAACGAGUCUCGGCAUACGGCCCUACCAUCAGCAGACUAAUUUGAGCAAUAACGGCGGUUGCAAUAGUAAUUUGCAAACACCUGAUUCGCCGCGCAGCACGCGUAGCGCACCAUGGCCACGUUCACAACAGCGUUCACUAUUCGGUAAUAAUCCCUCAAGUCCACGAUCCGUACGAUCAGCAAUUGCAACAGGUGGCGGCAGCGGUGGUGGUGGUAGUAGCGGCUCACAUCAUCACCAUCAACACCAACACCACCAUCACCACCAGCAUCAGUCCGGUUCGUCAUCACAGCAUCGUCAAUCGUCACAUUCCGCGCAUCGCGAUCACGUAUCAUCUUCGUCGGCAUCUCAACAACAGCAACAACGUUAUCGCUCGAGUUCAGUGGAGAGUCAUUCGUCAAACGAUUCACGCUCGACGCGCAGGCAUAAGCACCGCCAUCGGCGUACCUCCGAUAAUGAGAGUGAAUUAUCGCGUGGUUCUGGACGCUCCGCUCGUUCCCAUCAUCGCAAGCAUCGUCGUUCGCGUCAUCGACGCGACUCUGCCGGUUCGGAUCAUGAAAGUACGCGCGGUCGGAGCUACUCGGGCCAUCGUUCGUCAUCGGUGCGCAGCGGCUCGGCGGAGUUAAUCGAUUCGACUUCACAGUGGCGUGAAGUGCAGCGUCGUCAAGCUGAAGCUAGUCUCGGUCAGAGUUCCGUACAGCAGGCGUCCGUUUCGAAGAGUAGCAUGGUGGCGCGUAGUCUGCACAGCAAUGAUAGUCACUCGGAUACGCAUUCGCAUCACAAAUCCCGGCGACAUCGUAAGAAUAAAUCUCCCUCCGAUUCGCGUAAUCGCAUUUGGUCCAGCGAACUGGCGAAACAUUUGCAAUUCGAUUUGGUUGACACGGCUGGCAUGACUGAGGAUCAGCUGCGCGAAAUACCCUAUACAGUGGUCGAGACGAAUUCAAAACGUUCCGCAGCGAAUAUGAAACUUCAUAAAAGCGGCAGUAAGGGCAGUGUGGGUGGAAAGAGCACUGGCUCGGGCAAUACGUUGACAAAUGGCAGUGGCUCAACAGGUGGACAGGGCAAGAAUCGUGUGGAUCGUAUUAGAGGAAAAUGUGAAUCUAUUCAACCAACCACCAGCAACGAUUGUAUCAGAUUGUACUUUCAAAGUUCGAAUGUGACUGAUAAUAACAGCGGUCGAAAUGGAUCUAUACGCUCUGCCAGUACAAUAUCUUCGAGGGAAUGUGAGCGGAAUAGUGGAUUAGUCAGAAUGAUGUCCAGCAUGAGUAUGGGCGACUUCAUCUCACCAACAGGCUCGAAUCUCAGUCCGCUAGAGAACUCUGCUUUGCGAGUGUCACACGAACACACCGAUUCUGGGCUGGGAGCCGAUCAGGACUAUGCUUAUUCAUCUGAAAGAUCUAGCGAUAGCACGCGUUAUGGCACCAACAAAUCUUCGGGCGCCUCCAGCGGCAGUCAUCGCAAGUCUAUUGGUGGUGGAGGAGGUGGUGGAGGCGGCGGCGGCGGCGGAAGCGGUGGUGGUGGUAUAUCCACUUACAACAGCUUAAUGCAACAAACUGUGAGUAAUCAGCAAAUGCAAUACCAACAACAACAACAACAACAGGCUACACCACUACGCCAAGCUUCAUGCUUUGCACAACGCCAACAACAAACAUCGCAAACGAAACCCAUUUACAAUAAUCCCAACAACCUUUCACUACAUCAUCAGCAACAACAACAACAGCAACAACAACAACAUCAUCAAAUGGGCAAAUCUUUGGCACCCAUACACACCUCAACCACUUCCCAUGGUCCCACCCCAGUCUCAUCCCUCGCAGCAACUAACCUUACUAAUGCUAAUGAGAAAUGUGGCUCCGCAAAAGCUGCACACUCAGCAAGCUCAAACUUAAACUCCAACUCUAAUAACAAUCCAAAUAUCAAUACAAACAACCAACACAACAACAGCAACAGCAACAUGCAUAAUAAAAGUAGCAACAACAGCGGUGUGGGUGUGGGCAAUCGUCUGCUGAGCUACACCACAUUCGAGAACAAUCAAUACAAGUUCAGUUUGAAUAAUGUUUUUGGCAAAUCGUCAGCAGCCGGUAGCAGCAGUGGCGGCCAUAACGGUAGCAGUAGUGGUGGUAACGGUGGUAGUAGCGGUAAUAUUGCAAUGCAUAGUGCAUUUAGUGGUGGUGGUGUUGGUAAUAAUUCAUAUGGUUGUGGUAGUCAUUUAAGUUCUAGCACCAAUCGCAUGGAUAGUUUCGUCGAAUGGCCCAAUACGCCGGCGGCGCCCUACUACUAUCAGGGCCCAUCCUCGGUCGCUGGGGUGCAUGUGAAGAAACGGGACGCUAAGUCGGAUAUUGGCGUGCCGACAAGGCGACUAUCCGGACAGGCAAUCACCAAAACGCAGCUGCUCACUGGCCAAUUGCCGGCUGGCAGCUAUUAUCCUACACCUGCGCCCAUACACACAGCUGGCGGCUUGAGCGGCGUUGCAGGUGGUGGUGGUGGUGGCGCCUUCGACUCACGUCUACAUCCAGCCAAAUCUGAUCUCUUUCUCUCCUACAUACAUCAUGGUGGCGGCGGUGGCGCGGAGUACGAACGUCCCUAUAUUUACAACUAUAAAAUGCCGCAAAUGCCCGACUUUUUGCGCAACACCGGCCAACAUCAGCCUCAGCAGCAGCAGCAGCAGCAACAUUCGUCACAGGAGAUGCAACAUCCCCCACAAAUGUCAGCUUAUCACAUUUCAGGCGCACAGACCGCCGAUCCGCCACCACCGCAACAAUCGCUUUAUAAAACUGCUUACGGUGGCAGCAACGGCGGUGGCGCCUCGAGCGGCGGUGGCGGCCUCGAAAGUGCAAUGCUUUAUGGUGGCGCUACGCCAGCAACCGAUGUGCUAUACUACCAGUUCGAUAACGGUAAGCCGCCCAUCGUACAACAACCAAAAUCAUUGCUGCACAAAACCGCAAACAAUUCGGUAGGUGGUGGUGGUGGUAAUGGCGGCGUGAUCGGUCCUUUGGUAUUCUUGCAGCAUGCCAUCACAACGUCGGCGCCAGCGUCGUCGUCAUCAGCGGCGUCCUCGUCAGCCCAGCAGCAGCAACAACAACAGCAGCCACAAACUGUAAGUAAAGUUGGCCAAAUGAAUGAGGCUCAUCAACUGUAAAUCGGCUAAAAUCGUAUUUGGAAAUUGAAUGCGGCUUUUGCACGCAGCAUGUGGCAUGUGGCAUGACCAGCGGCAGCAUGUUGCACGUUGUUUUGUGUUUUUCGUGUUUUUGUGUUUCGUAUCCUUUGUGUCUAAAAGCCGUGCGUUGUACGUGAAUUUUUAUUUGUUUUUUUUUUCUUGGCAUCGCACCUUUUGUUGUGAAUUCAGUUCUUUGUUUUGUGCGUGAACACCCUGUGUGAGUGUGUUUAUUUGCAUUCGUUGUUUGUUUUGUUUUGUUAACAUAUCGUUGCCCCUAUUGUGUUACUCAAUCUGUUUAUUUAACUUUCAGCAUAUUAACAAACAG